Molecule: messenger RNA, 4935 nt
Organism: Dendrobium catenatum
Lineage: Eukaryota; Viridiplantae; Streptophyta; Magnoliopsida; Asparagales; Orchidaceae
Exons: 1
Coding region: 30-2456 (808 amino acids)
Biological process (GO): phospholipid catabolic process
Cellular component (GO): plasma membrane
Molecular function (GO): D-type glycerophospholipase activity
Source: RefSeq, a predicted model, not a curated record
CCUAGGACAUCUUAUCUAAGUUUGUUAGAAUGCUUCUAGAAUUCUCUUUUUGUUUUAUAUAUAUGAGGUUUUGUAAUAGGAAAGGACCAUUGAAUGAUAUAAACCCUUUUGAAGCUUUGAGAAAGCUCUCUUCUUCUUCCCUGGAUUGGGAACUCCUUGAAAUCCUUCUUGCAGGUUUGAUCUUCCGACGAUCCACUACAUCAGUUGGUAUUAGAGCCUGGAGCUUGCGAAGAUCGAUGGACUGCGGAAGGUCGGCUGUCGACGACGAUCGAAGCCGCAAAACAAGAUUGGCGGUCGACGACGAUCGACGCCAAGGAAGGUGGGUUGUCGACGAUGCUCGAAGCCGGAUCUCCUUCUAUCAAGCUCAAUCGAAGAAGUCGCUCGAUCAGGUAGAUAGAAACCUUGAUCGGAUUUGCGAAACCCUUCAGUCAAUAAGGAGGAUGAGGAUGUCGUCGGCAAUCAUACCGAGACAUUCUUCUUCUUCGAUCCCCUCGCCCGCUUCACGCAGGCGCCAUCCCUCCCGCCAUACUCCCACGAUCGCUGAUGAUUACGCUCCGCUCGAGCUUCCGCUCAAAUGGCGAGAUUCCCCUCCGUUGCCGCCCACUUCACUCCGACCCCAGCAGACAGAGAACCCACUUGGCUCUCGCGAGUGUGCUCCUGGUGUUAAGCUCGAUCUAUUCCGAUCAGAUUUGCUCGCUUCUGCAAUCAACCCACAACCCGUCGCCUGCUGUGUACAUGGGGAACCUGCGGCUUUCUCGGCGCUCCACACAACCGGAUCAUGUCCGCCAAUGCGUGGACCCAGUACCAGGCCGCGAAAAACACUUCCGGCGGCCCCAACCCCGUUUUCGCCUUCAGUUCUGCACACCUCUUGCGUUCAAACCGACCUCAAACGACCCGACAAGACCAACUAUGUGCCGCCGUUUGCUUCCGACAGCAAGUGCAGAUUCGAAGAUGACAUGGAGCAAUCGGAAACCCAUAUAGUUUCGAAUGUAGAUAUGAACGAUGACGAAGGUUCCAGUUCAGACUUGCUAGAUCGGGAGACAGAUGCUGAUUCCACCACUGCUCAGCUCAUCGGAACACGCCUAGUGCGCCAGUAUUCCAUUCCGUUGGACUCGCAGAUACCAGAUCCGACACAUACAGCUGAUACUUCGAUUCCAUCUGACCACAGCAGCAGCAUCACCGGUGUCAAUGGUUUUGCAGAGGACAUCCAAGAUCCGGCGUAUCCAGAAUGCACUGAGCUCCCCCACUCUCGGAUCUACUCUUACCAGACUUCAAUCAGCUCAGACUAUAGCGAUGCUAUUUUCCUUGAAGGCAAUAUCGGAGUCGAAUCGCCCCAUCUCAGCUCUCGCGAUUUUGCGCCGCCGACCCUACUGUCACUUUCCGAUCCAACAACAUCCGACGAUGCGAACAUGGAAGAUGGAUUUGCUCCUCUUCCUGCAACCGGAACUACAGCCGGCGAACUUCCGAACUCUGUCGACAUUCGGAUCCAUGUUCCCAAACCUCCUCCACGUCCGCCUGACCAGACCGACUCCGUCGUUUACCCGACUCCUCCUCCCGCCCACGUGAGAUCCGACCCCGGCUGCUCACGCGAGAAGGAUGAUGAUCCGACAUUCGAAGUGACCAGCCGGAGAACUCACACUUGGAUCGCUCCAUUGAACUCAAACGUGGAUUGGUGUUGUGAAGUACAUUUACAACUAGUUUGUAGAGCGUACACUAGAGCGGGAUCGGUGCAGCGAAGUGAUCGCUACGUUGAACGCAGCCGGCGGAAGAAAUUGAACGAGUACCCAGUAUGGAUUCAGCAUUUCUAUUUGCCGGUGGAACAUCAUGCAGCAGAUGUCGUAUUUCUUGUUAAGGACAGUGACAUUGUCGGCACGCAGCUCAUCGGUUCUGUGUCCAUCCCUGCGGAGUGGAUUUAUUCUAGCAAGAAGGUGGAAGGCGUCUACCCGAUUCUUGGUUCCAAUGGGAAACCUUGCAAGCCCGGGGCAACGCUGAAGCUGUCAAUUCAAUAUGUCUCAAUUGAGAAGCAGGGCAUGUAUUACCAAGGAGUUGGUUUAGGUGCGGACUAUGGAGGAGUUCCGGGUACUUUUUUUCCUCUUAGGAAGGGAGGAAAGGUCACUCUCUAUCAGGAUGCUCAUAUAACUGAUGGUUGCUUACCUGACCUGAUGUUGGAUCAGGGAGGGCAUUACGAACAUGGAAAAUGUUGGCGGGACAUAUUCGAGGCGAUAAGACAGGCUUGGCGUUUGAUUUAUAUCACAGGGUGGUCAGUGUUCCACACAGUUAAGUUGGUGCGGGAUGCUGGUUUUGGAACUGAUUGUACGUUGGGUGAUCUUCUAAAAUCCAAGUCUCAGGAGGGAGUGAGGGUUCUGCUUCUUGUGUGGGAUUAUCCGACUUUAAGGAGCAUUCUUGGUUAUCAGAUAGACGGGGUAAUGUCUACUCAUGAUGAGGAGACUCGUUGAUUCUUCAAGCAUUCUUCAGUGCAAGUUUUGCUUUGCCCUCGUUCUGCUGGGAAGAGGCACAGUUGGGUGAAGCGGCAGGAAACUGGCGUCAUCGUUACACAUCACCAGAAAAUUGUGAUUGUUGAUACUGAUGCAGGACGCAACAAGAGAAAAAUCAUUGCUUUUGUUGGAGGGCUUGAUUUAUGUGGUGGCGGAUAUGAUAAUCCCAAGCAUCCUUUGUUUAGCACACUACGAACAUUGCAUAAGGAUGAUUAUCGUAAUCCUACCUUUAUGGGGGCUGAUACAAAAGGUCCAAGAGAACCUUGGCCUGAUUUGCACUCUAGAAUUGAUGGUCCAGCUGCUUAUGAUAUUCUGACAAACUUUGAGACUUCUCAAAUAUUUGAGCCUCUUGAGGCUUGCAAUUUUUAUAAGGUGCAACCUAUGAGAGGUAACAUGAUGGAGGCAUUGCAAGUUUGGAGAAAAAUUUCAGACAAGGGUGAUACUGCGGUACCCGAGGCUUCAAUGGAUAGAAAAGUUGUUAAUUUUGGAAAUAUUGAGAACAAGAUCUUCGAUCCGGGAAUUUGUCUUCUGCAACAAUCUCUUUUUGAAUAAUGCGUCUAGACGAAGUCGAGCCUUUUUACGCUAGGGGAGAAUGAUGUGGUGCAUCUUAUGCUUAUGGUGUUCCCUAGGACAUCUUAUCUAAGUUUGUUAGAAUGCUUCUAGAAUUCUCUUUUUGUUUUAUAUAUAUAAGGUUUUGUAAUAGGAAAAGACCAUUGAAUGAUAUAAACCCUUUUGAAGCUUUGAGAAAGCUCUCUUCUUCUUCUUCCCUGGAUUGGGAACUCCUUGAAAUCCUUCUUGCAGGUUUGAUCUUCUGACGAUCCACUACAUCAGUGGAUCGUCGGGCUUUUUCAUACCUAGCGAGGCAUUCUCGCUUAGCACUAGGUCUGCUGGACAAAGCGUGAGCGUCUAUAGCAACCUUCUCUUCUCCCUCAGCGGAAGAAUCGCGUUGGAUAGAAUCUGGAGGCGAAAGGAGCCCGGCGAAUCGUCCUUCCUUGACAAUGUUAGUAUCCGCUGCAAAAUUUUGCUGGAGGGGAAACGUAGCGGGCAGAAGUGACGGCACAAGCGGGGUUGAGCAUGAUGGAGGUGUCUCUCGCAGCCUAGUUGGGAUCUCUGUGGUCGCAGGCGAAUCAGAUCGGGAGCUUUGUGUUCGCGGGCGAAUCUGAUCGGGAGCUCUGUGUUUGCGGGUUGGAAACGUAAGGUGGGGGUCGUGUUGGAAUGUCCCGGCUGGAUUUAAGUGCGGUCAUCUGCGGAGGUGGAGGAGGUCGAUUCAAUGGAAGCGGGCUGAUGGGCUCAGGUGAUACCCGCGGGAGUAGAAUCGAUUCGAGGUCGACAUACACUCGAGAGGAGGAAGCGGGGGCGGGAUGUUCGGGUGAGCUGAGACGAGUGCAGGCUCUCGGGUCGCAAUAUGAGCGGUGGUUUGAAUCAUCGGCAGUGGUGGUAAUAGAAGAAGAUGGAGGUUCGGGAACACGGAUCUGGUAUUGAAGGGGAGGAGGAUCGCGCCAUCUGAGCGGAAGCUCGAGCGGAGGGUAGUCGUCAACAACGGUGGGAGAAUGGGAUUGAUGGCGUUUGCGAUUAGCGGAUGAGGAGAGCGAAGAAGAAGAAUACCUCGGUAUGGUUGCCGAUGACAUUCUCAUCUUGCUUAUUGCUCGAAGGUUUUCUCUAAUCCGAUCAAGGUUUCUGUCUACCCGAUCGAGCGAUUCUUUCGAUUGAGCUUGAUAGAAGGCGAUCCGGCUUCGAGCAUCGUCGACAGCCCACCUUCCUUGGCGUCGAUCGUCGUCGACUGCCAAUCUUAUUCUGCGGCUUCGAUCGUCGUCGACAGCCGACCUUCUUCCGCAGUCCAUCGAUCUUCACAAGCUCCAGGCUCUGAUACCAACUAAUGUAGUGGAUCGUCGGAAGAUCAAACCUGCAAGAAGGAUUUCAAGGAGUUCUCAAUCCAGGGAAGAAGAAGAGAGCUUUCUCAAAGCUUCAAAAGGGUUUAUAUCAUUCAAUGGUUCUUUCCUAUUACAAAACCUCAUAUAUAUAAAACAAAAAGAGAAUUCUAGAAGCAUUCUAACAAACUUAGAUAAGAUGUCCUAGGGAACACCAUAAGCAUAAGAUGCACCACAUCAAAUCUGAAACAUUCAACUAAUGUUCUACCUUAAAACCUUAUGUACCUGAAACAUUUGACCAAAACGUAUGAUCAUCUCCUAGGACAACAACUAAUCCAUUGUGUUUUAGGCUUCGUUUGUGACAGCUUUCUCACUGCUUCUUAAAGCAUCUUUUUAGUACAAAAUUUUUAAUUUUUUAACUAAAAAACUGCUUUAAGAAGCAAUAAAAAAGCCGUCCCAAACAUAGCCUUAGUUUGCAUUUGUGCAAUGGAAUGAAAAUAAUUGACAUUCAGAUAAAUCCCGUUUUCCUUUUACCACUCACUAAAAUAUAAUGUUUCAGAAGUUUUAUCGCA